This is a messenger RNA of Contarinia nasturtii (swede midge), 1790 nucleotides long. Its product is annotated as pickpocket protein 28-like. The record is from RefSeq and is a predicted model, not a curated record. Gene Ontology annotation, biological process: sodium ion transmembrane transport. The transcript has 8 exons. Lineage: Eukaryota; Metazoa; Arthropoda; Insecta; Diptera; Cecidomyiidae. Gene Ontology annotation, cellular component: membrane. Bases 1 to 1731 code for a protein of 576 amino acids. Gene Ontology annotation, molecular function: ligand-gated sodium channel activity.
AUGAAGCGUUUGAUCGUGGAUUUUUUCAGAAACUUUAAAGAGAGUGUUGUUAACAAAGCUCAAACUACAGCACAUUUUACAACUCAAUGCAAACAAUCGGUGCAAAUAAAGCUGAUUGCACCUUCAAGUUAUGUGUUGCGAAAGUUUUUCAAACAAUUCGGAAAUAACAGCAGUAUCCAUGGUGUUCGAUAUUUCACCAAUAAGACACUUCAUUGGAGUGAAAGAUUGUGGUGGAUAAUAGGUUUCGUGUUCACACUGUGGUUGUGUGGCUUGAUGAUUCGUGACGGUUGGAAUUAUUGGAACGAGAAUCCAAUGACAGUGAAAGUCGGUAAAAGGACACAAGUGUCAGCGAUUCCCUUUCCAGCCAUAACUAUUUGCCCCCUCGUUAAAGUGUUGAAGCAUGAUUUGGACAGGAUCAAUGCACACAUGUACAUGAAAGAAUCAAGUAGCAUUGAGGCUACACAAUUAAGCACAUUGGCACUUUUUUGUCCAACUUUAUAUCGAAAAUAUAAAUCGAAUGUAGAGUUUGCGAAUGAAUCGAUGUAUCGCAUGAUUGAAGACUUAGCUCCGAACCAGGACUAUGUAAUACAUUCAUGCCGUUGGCAGCAGAACAAAGUUAACUGUCUAGAGUAUAUAUCACCAGUAAUAACCGAUGAAGGUUUUUGUUUCACUUUCAACCCACUAAAUUCGUAUGAUAUGUACACCGAAGAAGUGGAUGCUGCAAUGAAGAGAGUUACAAAUAUCCCAAAGAUGUCUGCUUGGAGCUUAGACAAUGGCUAUGAAGUGAAUUCAAAUGGCAGUGAAUAUCCGUUACGGAUGUUUGGUUCUGGUCAAAAUAAUAAUCUUAAUAUGAUUCUUUCGUCUGACAAACAAGAUAAUGAUUUCAUGUGCGAUUCAGGUCAAGAAGGGUACAUCGUAAUGCUGGAUAUGCCCGGCGAAAGUGCAACGAGAACGCAAGAACGAAUUCGCUUCAUCGCCCCACAAUCUGAAAGUAUAAAAAUUAGAAUUGAACCAAAAUUAACGGAUACCUCGAAUGGUUUGAGUAAUUACAAGCCAGCCCAUCGCCAAUGUUUCUAUCAAUCUGAACGUCAAUUGCGUUUCUUCAAAAUUUAUACCAAGUACAACUGUAACAUGGAAUGUAUAGCGAACUUCAUUCAAAUGGAAUGUGGAUGCGUGAAAUUUAAUAUGCCUAGAGACAAGAAUACGAAAAUCUGUGGUGUGAAACUUAGAAAGUGCUAUGGAAACGCUCAAUUUUCAUUUCAAGGGCGUACUGGACGAUUGUUUCGCGCGAAAUGUAAUUGCAUGGAAGCGUGUACAGAAAUUGAAUAUGAUCUUAAAAUUGACCAGGAACCAUUAUUUGAUGAGAAUGGAGGAAAAGGCAAUUAUACUAGACCACAGAAAACUAAAUUGUCAAUCUAUUUUGAGGAUCAAACAAUUGAGACAUUGACGCGAGUCGAAACGUAUACGUAUACUGAUUUUCUAGCCAUUUGUGGUGGUUUGCUUGGAUUAUUUUUGGGCAUUUCAUUUUUGAGCAUCAUUGAAAUCGUUUACUAUGCCACUCUUCGUGUAUUUUGGGACAUACACCUAUCAAGACCCGAAACUAUUGAGAAAUCCUUUAAUGAAAAACCGUUUGGUGAAAAUCAAAUGUCUGAGAAUCGUGUGUUAUUUAAAGUGGUUUCGCAACCUCUUCCGAGUGUUGCGUAUAUUUCUCAAAGAACUUUGCAUGGGUAGCAAUAUUCACGGCCUUCGAUACAUUACCGCGGACGGAUUCCAUUUAUUUGAAAGGUUAC